This is a messenger RNA of Cinara cedri, 18850 nucleotides long. NCBI's taxonomy places the organism in Eukaryota, Metazoa, Arthropoda, Insecta, Hemiptera, Aphididae. The record is from the annotation of a GenBank genome assembly.
AUGAGAUUUAAAAAUGGAAUAGUUGUAUUUUUGUCUUUAUGGUCCUUAUGGUACGUAUUUUUUGUGGUAAAAUUUUGAAAAAUACGCCGAUUAAACGAUUUUCUAAAAAAAAAAAAACCUAUAUAAAAUAAACGUACAUGUACUUAAAAUCUUCUUGGUCCUAGUUCGUGAUAAAAGGAUCACUCUGUAUAAUUUAGAUUCAUUCACAGGCGCGCUCGAUGCAACACGUGUACGCGUGAAAAACGAUGAUUGUAUGCGGUACGUGUAUACACACUCAUACAUAUACAUCGGCAGUGCAAAUAGCGGUGGCGUUAUCGAAUUUAAACAAAACAUGUUUAUUUUAUAUAGACGGCAAUAAACAAUAACAAAGAGUGCGAUAUCACCACGGCCGCGGGGACGAAAAACAAAAAUUUGUGGAAAACGACCUUGAGGGUUCAAGGUCGACGUACGGAUAAAAGGUCGUCGUCGCACGCGUCUGCCCCGGCGCGACCGUACGAAUGAGAGAAAAAAAAGUCUAUAAAUCCGUACGAACGACACUGUAGGCGCGGCGGGGCACGACGGUGAACCAAGUGCGACGUUCAAAAGUCGCGACGGAUCUCGCAUUCUCCGCGCCGCGAAAUGCACACGAACAGAUGGCGUUGCGGUGCAUAAUAAUAAUAUUAUAUUCCCAUUCUGUAAUAAAACGCGUGGCGGCGACGUUCGGCGGAGAGUGCUCGGCGCCCGCGCCGCGCAAUUGUGCCCUCCUCACUGCGUGCGCGACGCGCUUCGUCAAACCCAGACGACCUUCAUCUUCAUUCCCGUUCACCCUACGCGCACCGCGAGCACCGCCGUCCGACAUUCGACGGGCCGCCGCCGCCGUAGUUGUGUAUUACUCAUAUAUACAGAAAUACACGCACACACGCGCGCGCUUAUUAUUUGUUGUAUACGUAUGCAUACACACACACACACAUACACAUACAAUAACUCAUUGCACCGCGCCGCGCUUCCCAUGCAACAGCGGGGCAACCGUUGUCCGUUGCCGUCGCUGCUGCUGCCGCGCCGUCACCGAUACAUACACGCGCGCAGGCACAAGUAUUCAGUAGUCGCAGUCGUAGUCGUGGGUACGGACGUGUUUCUAAACCGUCGCCGAUCGCCCGCUGUCUACUCGUCUACGCGUUCUUUUCGAUUGUUAUUUUAUUUAUUUAUUUUUUAACCAUUGUCUCGUAACGUUUUCAUUGUUAUUGAUAUUGUUACCGGUUACCAGUUUACCAGUAUUUGUACUUCUGUAAUAUAUUCGUUGGUAAUUUUCGCGCCCGCCGUCGGUUUUCUCGUUCGCGGACCCUGUUACGAAGACUGAACGCGGUUGUUUUUUUUAUAGUGCGUAUACCUGAAUUUCGGACGAUAAUACGAUACUAAAAUAAUAGCAACAGUCUCGAAGUUUCACUAAACGGAUUAAAUACUUCUCCACAGGUAAACAUUAAUACAAUUUAACCGAUACAAUUAUUAUUACUCGUUUAUAAACGAUUCGUGUGAAGUCGUUUCACUACGUAUAGCUGGGUUUUUAGUGCAAGAUACAUUGGUGUUUAACUUAAAACGGGAUAUAUCCCGAAACGGUGCUCGAGUGCAGCGGCCGUUGGGAGAUUGUUGUUACCCGGCUGUUAUUCAAUCGCCCGGCGGCGUAAGUAGAUAAAUAUAAUAUGAUGAUAUUUCGUAUUUAUCAUUUUUUAUUAUUGUUAUUUUUUUAUUGUUGCGUGUCGGACGAGACUUUUUGCAGCAGCAGCGCGUAGAUACGCUGGAAAUAGUCACGAGGUGUCGGCCGCGGUAGGGGGAAGGACAGGAAUCGGCGACCGGGGGUGUAGAGGGGGGCCCCGUAACGGACGUGGCUAACAGAGAUGCCGGUUGACGGCCUCUAGCUGCGGAUGUUUUGUAACGGUAUCGUGCCAUUCUUUGUGAACUCUCGUCGUGCCCCGCCGCCGUCGUCCCCGCACCACCGCCGUCGCAGCCACCGUUGUUUCCCGUCACCGCCGCCACCCUAUUCCUCGAUAUUUCAGACCGUUGACCUUGAACGCGCGCACCAUCGCGAUCGUCCUUAUAAGGGCCAUGUAACGUUAUAUUUAUAACGUCAGUCGCACGCUAAAAAUCGCGAUUGUAAAAACCAAUGAUAAAGAAAAUCGUAAUAAAAAAAAAUAAUCGGAACCGAUAAAUUAUUAUACGAAACGAAACAAUAACGGCCAUUGUGUGUGUGCGUGUGCUAAUAAUAUCUGUCGUGCGCGGACGUUUUUUUUUUAUUAAUUUUUAUUUUUACGGGGAAAAUGCAUUUUUGUCGUUGUCGACGGAUCUACUACCUACACACCGUGUAUAUUAUAUUCUUUACGUCUGCGCAGCACAAUGGACGAAUUGUAGUACGCGGUGAUGUUUUUUUUUUUUUUUUUUUUGGGAAAACUAAGAACAGUGUGAAGCAAACAAUAAUACUGUUGGGUAUAAUACUGUAUACUGCACACACACGCACUCGUGUGUGGACCUACCUGCUCCCGAAUCGUACGGAGUCAACGGCCGAAACGCGCCGCCCCACGGUCUCGGUCAUCCUUCCUAGGCCGCGUCAAUCUGCGGUCAAGGUCACUAUUAUGCGUCCGACGAUGAUGUUUUAAAAAAUAAAUAAAUAAAACUAUUGUUUUUUUUCUUUCCUAUGUCGACAACGGCUGCACCUACUUAUUUAUCCAUUACUACGGUCUACAAUACUCAUAUGCACGUAAAGCCGUUGCUCGUCGCUACUAAAUUGUAAAAUAAUAUCCUAACCUAUAAACCAAGUACUUAUACAAAUUGAGCACAAAUAUAUUGUUUAAGUGCCAAAACCGUAGUUACAGUCGGUUUUCCAAAUUGUCUCCAGUUUUAUAAAAUUUGAAAAUAUUAUUUUUAACAUUUUAAUGUUUGCCAAAAAGAUAAGACUUUUCUACUAAUCAACUGCCUGAUAUCCCUUUAAGACGAAGGUGUACGGACAAAAACUACUUCGCGGAAAACCGUUCACAUUUCAAUAUUAUUAUUAUUAUUUUUUUUAUUUGAGACCGACACUUUUUGCAUGUCACAUUGAAUUUGGAUAUUCGAUUAUUCUGCUUGAAAUUUCAGAAAAUAAGUCUAUGAAUUGCUCAUUUUCAGAUGUUUAAUAUGGUUUCUAGGAAUUAGAAUUUCAAUAAUUAGAGUUUAAUGCAACCUACAAAAAAGUUUUACUAUUUUUGAAAAAAAAAAAUCAAAAUCUAACUAUUCUACAAGGCGUGAUAGGUUUUCCUCUGAGGUAUGUUUUUGUCCAAAAUAUACGGUAGCUUUGACAAUUAAUAUGACACGUAAUCAGUGGGGGUGCAAAUCUACAAAGAAGCUCCCCUCCCUCCUUGCUAAACUUCUCAGUCGGUCAAGCGAACUUUUUUUUUAGAUUCCAAGUGUAGGGAAUAUGGUACCUAUAGAUAUUAGGUUUGCUAAGGUGUGUGUUUUUACAGAACUUUUUCGAUUAGUAAAAAUUAUAUUUCUAAACUAUUAAAGGAUACGAAUUUUCCACCCGGUGGUGGUAUUUUAUUUGAUCAAUUUUUUCUAUAGAAUUCCCAGUUUUUCGAAAAAUUUAGCACACAGAGGUCUGAAAUGUUUGAAAAAAAACUUUUUCAGAUUUUUGGCAGGGACAAUAUUAAUUAUAAUUUUAACUUAUUUUGACGGCGAUUAAAUUGCUAUUGCUAUUGCUAUUACUAUUAAAAUCCUUGUAAUAUUAAAGUAAACAGUUUGGUGGGUAAACAAAAUGUUUGUUUUCGGUACCUCCACGAAAAUUCACUUGUUGUUAACUGAAAUUAUAAUUUUAAAGUUACGUAUCAACAGGAAUUAUCUGGGUGGUACUUACGCCCGAUUUUACUAUUGUCUAAAUAAUAAGAGUUCAUAAUUGUGUGCAUUAAAUAAUAUUAUUAUGACUCGAAUAUUUUUUUCUCGUAGUCCCGUUUGAAUAUCGUUGUUUUGCAGUAAAGAUAAUACCUCAUAGAACUGUGAAUAUAAUACAAAAUGUUGAACAAAAUCAUUUAAAAUCUAAUGUUUUUUUGAGAUUGUGAGGCGCGAAAACCUUUUAAACAAUGCAAGUUGUUAUAUAUUUUACCACAAUAUGAGAAAAAAACAAUACUACGGUGUUUGGGGCGAUCUAGGAUACUUUUAUAGCUGAAGGGGGAUGCUAUUGUGCUAUCAUAUUCUGUAUAGUCCAUCCUGAUUGUUUGACCAUUUCUUAAUCCUAAAGAAUUAAUGUGCUUAAUAUUCAAAAAGAUAUCAUGAGUGGAAACUUUAAAAACACAAAUCUAAAACAAAUUCUUUUAUUAAAAAAAAAAUAAUAAUUUUCUCUGUAAUAAUAAUAAAAAUAAUAAAAAAAGACGGACAUACUUCGCACAGUGAAAUUUCCUUUUAGAAACUUGGUAGAAAUUGGUGGUAGAAAAGUUGUGCACAGGAAAAACAAUCGUAAUAUUUUAAUAGUAUAAUAUUUCGUACAUUUCUCGUUGUUUUUUUCGGUUUUUCAAAUUUUUUUGAGAAAACUCUUGAGAAAAUUGAAAAAUUACUGCUUUUAAGUACCUCCUCUCGCCGGUUUUCUUUCAGAAAAGACACUAUCCGUUGAAAUUCAAGCUAGUCUUCUGGUAGAAAAGUUGCGCACAGGUAAAAAAAAAACAUAUGUAUCUUUGUAAAAACUAUAAGCUUUUUCGUUCCACUACUUUUUGUAGGUUCAAUCAUUUAAAAUAUACAUUAAUUGUCAAUAUUAAUAUUCUAAUUGUUGAACUGUCAUAGUUUUAACUAAAAAUUCUAAAAAAAAAAAAGAAAAAAAACAGUUGCCUGUCGUCUAUCUUAUCUUUCAAUCUUUUUUAACCUAAAAUUAGUUUUUCCUUAUUGUUUCAAAUAUUUAUGAGAAUUUUAAAAAAAUUACCUCUUUAAAGUAUCACACGGAAAACGUUUAAUUUCAGAAAAGGUGCUAUAGUUGUAGAAAAAGUGUUAUUACACUUAAAAAAAAACUCAUUGUAAAACCAAUAAAACCCUUGUUCCACUCAAAAUCUAAAAAGUAAAUGUUUAAAUGAAAAAUUAAAAUUCUAGAAAACAUGCCUCGAGACACUCAGAAGAGCCACGUAAUAUGCACAUUAUACAAGUAUCAUGAUUGAAGAGUGGAUACUGAAAGAAAAUCACUUAACUUGUAUUAUAUAACAAUAAUAAAACAAUUUAAAAAUUACGCAAAAGUUAAAACUUUUAAAGAACGAAAAAAAAUGAGUGCAAUCAAUUAUAAAAUAGAUAGUUGGAAUUAUUGUAUAUUAUUCUAAUAGACCAAUCUACGGUUUGAUAAAAAACGUAUAUGUUAAUGAAAGGGUUACUAUACAAAUUAUAUCCUCUAAAUUUUAGAUAUAAUAUAGACACGGGAGGGGUAAGGCUUGCCCUCCCUUUGUAAUAGAUAUUAGUUAUUCUGUUUUUAUGUUGAAAGAACAUUAAAUCUUUAUUAAUUUUGUUUCCCACCCUGAAAUUUCACAUAUUUUUAUCCGAUUUUGUCUGUAUUUUAACAUCGGCAAAAUUAUUACCUGGUUAUCGGGCUUCUUGCGUUCGUCGUCACCUGUAGUAAUGAUUUAUACGAAAAUUGUUGAGUCAAUUUGAAUUUGUCUUAUUAAUAACAAGACAUCUCUCGUUUUAUCCUUUUUCCGUUUAUCGUAAACAAGUAACAUCGUCAACUCUAGCGAUUUUUAAAAUAUUAAGAAUCUGCAUAGGUACCUAUGGAUUUUUUUUAUUAACGAUUUGAGAAAAGAUGAUGUGUAUUAUUCAGAUAAUAUGUACUAUUAUACUUACUCUUCUAAAAUUGUCGACAAUAUACGUAGGUAUACGCUAUAUUUGGCAAGAUACCGUUUAUUACGAUAGCAAUUUUAACAAUUUAUUAGAUCGAAGUAGCAUUAAUGAAGUGUUUUUUUACUCUGCCCUAUUCCUAUAUAAUGCUAUUCUAUGAAAUCUUUUAAAAAAAAAAAAAAAAUCUUCGUAAUAAAUAAAUAAUAUUCUUUGCAGGUUACAGAAUAAAAGAAUCACUCUGUAUAUGACGUAUAAUGUAUAUUAUAGUAGUGACAGCAGUUAUUCAACAGUAUAGCAGUUGUCGUUGCAACAACAAUUGUGCGCGUGCGGAGCGCAAUAUUAUGUCUAUACUUAUCAGAUACCUAUAACUGAGCUAUAAGUAUAACGGUCUACUUCCGAAUUGGUCACGUUCGAAUAAUUGCAGGAACUAAAUAAAUGUACAUUUUGAGUACCUAUAAUAUCAUAUACAGGUAAAUUGUGGAAAUUGGUCGUUUGGGUAUUAAAUUAUAAUAUCAUACCUCACUUAACACGCGUUGUGAACAGACGGUGUACAUCGGCCGACGUGUGAUUUUCGUUUUUUUUUCUUCUACAUGCCCAUCACCAAAAAUUGCCCGUUAAGAAAAUUUUAUAAAAAAAAAUAAACCUAUAGGCACCCCCAUAUUAUAUUUCGUGUGGAACCGUAUAUGCAUAAUCAAAUAAGUAAUUUUGCCGGCAAUGCAUCCUUGCGUGUAGCUGUAUAAAUAUAAUAAUGUAACAACAAACCCGUAAAGUUCCGUUGGACGGAAUUACCGUGUAUUAUGUAUAAAAAAAAAAAAAUCACGAAACUUAUUUUGGCCUAAAGCCGUUAUUCGGUUUGUACCUUUAAUGUAACGUAUUAAAUGGGUGGACGUUCACCACGUAUAAACCGAAAUGAUAUUUAAAGACCAAAGAACAAAGACGAAUCAAUAACUACAGUGCGCUUAUAACUUUCUCUUUAUGGAACAAGAACACACGAGACCCAACACUACAUUUUAUUCGCCGAUUGUUCGAAAUUUAUGUAUUACAUGUGGACCCGUUUUCGAAACAUUCGACUUGGACUUUGACAUAGUGACACUGCACGUUCCAUCCAACAGGUGUUCCAACUUUCGUUUGACUUCACCAAUAAUAAUUUAAUACUGCCUUUUAUGCAUUAGGUAUGCAUUAUAAAAUAUGAUACAUUUCCGAGCUGAAUGUCGAAUUUUAUAAUAUUACUAAUCAGAUACCGAUAUUACAUUUUCUCUUUUUGUUCAAAAUGUUAACACAUAUACCGCAGCAUAGUAAUUUAGGUAGAUUUGCCUUCAUUCGGGGUCCGAACGAUGUAGUGAAGUGAUAAGAAUAUUCUGAAAACAAAACGUGAAAUUUUUCAAAUUUAGAUAAUUUUUGAAAGUUUUAAUACUGAAUUUCGAAAAAAUAGCCUGACCGAUUUUAUGUACCUAUACUUCUCGCUGAAUUUCAAUCUUGUUUCCAGAAUUCUUAUCGCUGCACUAUACGUCAAUCGGAAUGAUUGAAGGCAAAUUGAUUUAAAUUUCUAUCAUGAGUAUUAUUUGUUAGACAAAGAAAGAAAAUAUCACCGAUAUCCAAUCCAAUCCAUGCAGUCCAAUUUGCUUACAUUGGGUGUAUUAUAUUUAUGUUAUUAAACUCGUUUAAAUGAAUUCAGUUAUUUUACUAAACAGGUUUACACCGUUUACUCAUUAUAUUGCAAUAUAUAUAUAUAUAUGGCUCGUUGGUAUUGGUUAAUAAUGUGUGUACCUAUUUUUAUUUUAUUAUUUAAUAGUAGAACUUGACGUUUUUAACUAUAUUUUAUUUGCCCGUGACCCAAAACGGCUAUUAAAUUUAUUUUUUAUUUUUUUAUUGUAAAGUUUUACUUAUAAUUUUCUUUAAUAACUUCUUUUAUAACUUUUCUUUUAAAUUAUAAUAAACAAAUAUAUGUAUGACAAUAAUAUAGGUAUAUCACCGACAGUGGUAUAAAAAAAUAUACCACUGUUUAUUAAAAAGAAAAUAGUCAAAUAAAAUAAAUAAAUAUUUUGUGUGAUUAAAGAGUCGCGACCUACGAGAAAAGAUCAAAUCAAGACUAAUAGGUAGGUCAGAUAUUCUAUAUUUUAUAAAAAGCAAACGUCUUUAGAAAUUAUUCGGACAUGAUUAUAGAGCUGAUAGCUAAUUAGUAAAACAAGAGGGUUCAUAUAGAAAAUAAACAGACAUUUUGUUCAUGAAAAUGCGACUUUUGACGAGAUGUACAAAAAAGAAAGAGGCUUCGUGAUGAGGCACUAAGGGUCUUCACUUCACCAGGUCGACAAGCUAUUAAUUUUUAUUAUGCUAUUACUUAUUAUUGUUAUUAUACAGAAUUCUGCCAUUUUAGAACUUGAGUGUUCGUUAAUAACUUGACACGCAUAUUAAAAAUUGAUAUAGGCCAAAUAUAAAACAAAAUAUUUCUUAACACAUUUUGGAAUCUCGCGAAUCUACGUCAUUACUAAUUCGGGAGAAUGUCGAAUAAAAAUUGAUUAGAGUAACAAAAUAUUGAAUUAUCUAUUUUUAAUUUAGUAUAAUAUUGUUCCGACCGAUUGGUUUCAUAUUUCUGCUCGGUAUAAUAUGCUGCAACCUACUAUAAACAUAUGCUUGAAUAUACGGUGAAAAAUGUAUCUGGAAUCGAUGUCGCGGGUUUUUCGAACAAUCAUUUUAAUUUUUACUGUUGAAUAAUAUUAUUGUUUGAAUGGAUGUUGGCAGAAAUGAUUUUUUGGAGAAUUGUGCAGCGUCAUUCGAAUUUUGCGUUGGCUUUGUAACGUCGGGACAAUAAUAAUAAUUCAAUGUUAAUCUUUGCUAAUGGUUAUGAUCGUUAGUAAAAUAGCAAUCUAAUACAAACACGACGAAGAUAAUGAUAUUUUUCGAUUUAGUCGGAUAAAAAAGUGUUUUUCCCUGGAAAUAAUCUAAUCUGUUUCUAUAAAUAUUCAUCAUAUAUUUCGCCUUAUGUGAAACAUUUUAUAGAAUAUGAUGAUAUCCGCGUCAUGUGCAGUAAAAAUGUUUUUUUUUUUUUUCUAAGUAUUGUUAUAAUAAUAGUAUUUUAAUAGUAUCGUGUUAAAACAUUGACGAAAAAGAUGAAUUUUCGCGGGGUCUUUUUAUUUUUCACUUUCUAUACCGAUUCGCCCGAAGCUAUAUUUUUUUAUUAGAAUCUGAUGCUAUAAUAAACAAAUUAAGUUGGUGUUUUUUCUAGCGAAAAAUGAUUCCUUCGCAGUUAAGGACCGCAGUAUUUUAUUAGUCUUGGUAUCUAUCAUCAACUGGUCCUUAUCAUAUUAUGCCCCUUACUCUCAAAUGUUAUUUUAGUAUUUUAUUUUCUGUUAUGGUUAUUAUUCCCCAUGCUUCACACAAUCACACCCAUACGUGAGAGUAGAUCUAAUAAUGGUCUAGAAUCUAAACUUUUAUAAAAACAGUUUCGCAUUCCAAGAACUAUUUGACCAGUGCAAAUGAGACUAAUUUGCUAAAGUGUAAAAUCUAUCUCACGUGACAAAUCGUUUUCGGUAUACUGAUGACCGAGGUACACCUAAAUAUUAUUAUUGUCUACGGGGUGUAUACACACAAUUUAUAAUAGAGCCUAAAACACGCGGUAAUCGUGUUCAGAUUCGGGUCGUAUAUAAUAAUAAUAGUAAUAUGUUAUACUGACGACCGUCCCCGUUAAUAACGCGCUUUGGUUUUUUGGUCGUUAAGCUGCGUCGUCGUCGUUUCUUACUUUUUUUACACUUUCGCGAUGGCGUAGUAUGUUUGGCGUAGCACGUCGAAUUAAUUCGUAUACUUUCCGCGGUAGGUGUAGUAAACGAUGAGCGUCGGCAAGAGGAGUUUGGGCAACGUUGGCGAAUAUGUUCUAAAAAAAUAUAUAAAAAAGGGUUUUGUGUUUUAACAGAGCGAAAAAAAACUCAUCAAAACCUUACCGCUCCCCCGCGGGUGCUGCCCGCACUGCUUCUGCGACCGCGCUGUGGCGGCAAGGUCACGACGAGACGAACACCUCACGUCAAACCUCGUCGGGCCUCGCCGCCGUCGGCGUUUUUAUUAUUAUUAUUUAUUUUUUUUGUUUUCUAUUAUUAACGUACCGCACACGUAUGCAUACAUAAAUAUAUUAUUGUAAAAUACUGCAGUGGCGUAACGUAUUGUAUAUUUAUUACUAUUAUUAUUAUGUUGUACAGUGUACAGUAAUAAUUGUUGUCGUAAACAACGCGAAAAUCGCGUAACGAGUGGCGAGAAAUUCGUUCGGAUCCGCGACGCGACGCGUAGGCAGUAAACUGCACGCGGAGGGAAAAAAAACCGACGGCUCUCGUAAUAGUCUCAUCGUUCGAGAAUUGGGUAUUUUUUACUGCCUACCGACCCGCCACCGCCGUUUAUUAUAUUAUUAUCAUUAUUUUAUUCACCGUAGUAUACGAAACCGUUUUUGAUGAAUAGCGGCGGCGGUUAACAGUUUCUUACGGAAAACACUCGCGAACGGUACCUUAUGGCGGCGGUAGUUGAAUAACAACGGAUAUAAAUAUAAUAAACUAUAAUACAUUACUAUAAAUAAAUAAAUAGUAUUGAAUGGUGUUCGUGAUAUUUUAGCGUUUAAUACGCACGUAAAAACCCUUCACAAUCAACCCGACGAAAUCUGGCGGGACGACUAAUAAGCGUUUGAGGUUUUUUUUUUUUAAUAUAAAAAAAAAAAUGAACUAAUAAAAUACCUAAUGUAUUUAAUAUUUUGAACUUUUAAAUAUUCCGAAACAAUAAUUGUUUGAGGUUUUCUUUAUCGAUAUUGUCUAAUUGAACGCUAAACGUUUUAAGUCAAUAGUGUACAUUUCCUUAUCGUGAUAAAAACGCAGUAAGAUUACCUCUAUACUAGAAUAUAAAGGUAAAGAGUAACAUGUGUAUAUUUUGUCCCCUAUCAUUUUAUAAAUUAUGUGAAACUGGUGUCACAUAAUGAAGAAUUAUUAGUGUUCCCAUGGCUGGACCAUAGUUCUAGGCCCCAGCCGGGUUUUUAUCCAUACAAAUUUAAAUAUAUUGACUAAUAUCGAAAAAUACGUUUUGUUACUAUUUAUGACUACCCGUGGUAUUUAUAAACGGAAAAGCCGGGCCCACAGUAAACGAGUAAACGACUCACGUAAACAAUAAAUAUUUGUAAAUCUAAACUUUAAAGUACUUACGAUAACUGAUAAUUACUUAUAAAAGUCCACUCAGCGAGCGUACACAAUUUUCGGUUUCUAAACGUAUUUUGAACAAUAAACUAAAAUUCCGUAUACAAUUUUGGAAGAAUUUGGGCGACUCAUGUGUAGAAAUCUAUGUAAAUUAAACAUCUUAUUUUGCAAAUGGUUGACGAGUGAAUUUAUAAAAAUGUUUAAGUAUUAAAUGUUGGUACAUAUUUAUGUAGGUAUUGGUUUUGAUACGAUGGGUGCGAUUUCUGGAAAUUUGUCUACCAGAUAUUUUACUCCAAUCAAAAUCUUUAUAUAAACUUUCUUGUAUAAUUUUUAGUGUCAUUUUUCUUUGUAGUUUUUUAAUAAAUUAAAUAAACUGGCAAUAUUUUAUAUAAUUUUUGUUUUACAAACCCGUGGGUUUUUCUUUGCUUUUCUUGGUUUUCUUGGUUUUUUCUUUUUUUUGGGCUAUGGUAAUCUAAUCAAUACAGUGGCGAAUCAGAUUUUUUUACGGCGCACAUAUUUAGAUAUCUAGGAUAGACUCCUAGUCCUUAGUUACAGUGUCACCCGGUCAAAAUGACUUAAAAUUGUCACUGCAGUCUACACACGCAAAAGGAAUGCGUUUCAAGUGGCGUACAACACAAUAAUCGUUAUCCUUAUCAUUAUAUUUAGACAGGCCGGAUCGCGAUUUCAUGGCGUUCGAUAUCGGCCGAUGCGCUAGACGUCAUAUUAUUAUAAUUAUUAUUAGAUAUUGUGCGUGUAUUUUGCAUCCGUUCGGAAAUAAAAUAUUUUGAAAUGAAAACCAAAAAAAAACGCCGCUACAAUGUACGAAGGGAGUACAGCGAUCGCCCGCGCGCGCAUGCGUCCGAACCUGACCUUGGCAAGGUUGAAUUUUGAGAGUCCGACGAACUGCGUGGCAACGUCGCCUGUACCGCCGUCGUCGCACACACGCAGUCACCACGGUAUAAUGGUAUAUACGUAUAUAAUAGUACAUACGUAUAUAAUGGUAUAUACGUAUAUAGUAUACGUAUAUAUAUAGUAUAAUAUACGUAUAUAAUGGUUUUGAACGUCUGCCGCAGCCGCCGUCGCCGACGUCCUCUCGUCGAUUUAUAAAAAUAAACAACCUCGCGCGGCCCGCGUCCUCUGCAUCGUUCGUCGCGCGACACCGGUCGUCGGGCGGCCUGUACCCGUCCGCGACUACUGUCGCUGGAAAAAAACAAAUCCAACUUUAUUAAACAACCAUUAAUAUAAUAUUUAUUAUUAAUCAAUGUGCCUAAUACAAAACAAUACAAAGAGUUUGCAGCACAUUUUGUGUUUAAAAUCAUCGAUUAAUAAAAUUCAAUAUAUUAAGGGGGAAAAAAAACAAUCGAACAAAUGGGAUCUUCCCCGACUGAAAACGAAAAACAAUAUACUAAAAAAUGCAUCAAAAAAAAAAAGAAAACAGAUUCAAUGUUUAUAAUGCUUUAUUUUGGAUAUCCAAAAUAUUCAAAUCCAACGUGUUAAAAAUAAAAAUAAGUUAGUUAAUUUUAAAUUUUCGGUAGGUAUUUUUUUUUUUAAAUUUAUAUUUCACACGUGAUAAUAUGAUAUAUUGAUGAACUUUAAGACAUUUUGUUUAUUUUUAUGUGUAUUUUAUUGGUUUUUUUUGCAUUACUUAAUAAAUAAUUGUUGGCAUGCUGCUAUUAGUGCUAUUGCAAAAUAGAAAGUUUUUCGUUGGACUCAAUAUUAUUUACUGUGUUUGUAAUUUGAUUUAACAAUUUUGUUUAUUAAUUUAAACAAACCGCUUUUCAGAUAAGUGACUUUAAAAAAAAUAUACUGCAAUGUAUACGCGCGAAUGUAUAGAAGGUAUAAAUCAUUACUAACGAAACAUGAUUCUAAGCGAAGUUCAGUUAUAAAACCAAACGACUCCUCGUCAUUAUCAAAAUCUGAAAAUGUUUCCUAACUUCUUACAUUUUAGGUUCUGAGUGUAGCGAAGAAUGUAUUGGUUUUACAAAGAUGUUUAUUUUUUCUAAUUUUCUUGCUCCGAUGUAUACGAUAUAUAAUCAAAAACUAAUAAAUGAAAAAAAAUUUCUCUGGGUGGUAGUUUAUAGAGGUCAUUUUUCGAUUUUCCCAAGAGUUUUCCCAGCAAAUGUGAAAAACCGGGAUAAACGUAGGAAAAACGGGAAAAUCGAAUCAAUAUUAAACAAACAUUAUUAAAGCAAAUAUAUUAUGCAUAUUUAAUUAUUUUACCAUAAUAUGAUAUAUAUAUAUAUAUAUUAUUGAUAAAGCAUCACUUUCGACUGAACUCUGUUCAGAAUCGUUUUUUCGUUUGCAAUGGUUUAUCGUUGCAUACAGAUGUACAUUAAAUUCCCAUCUGUAUCUUAUGAUUCAAACUCCCCAUCUACAACAGUGUCUGCACUGGGCCCCAUUAUCCUAUAACAGUUUUUUAUAAUUUACGUUAUUAGUUCCGCCAAUUAACUGAUUAUAAUUUAACAGUCGAAAAGUUAAGAAAUUAAAAAAAGUAACUUUCAAUAUAAUUAUGUUGCGUUUUUUUUAUAAUAACCGAUUUAACCUUAAGAAGUUAGACAUUUAGAGCAAUUUGUUUUGCAGCUUUAGAAAUUUACAGCCCUAUAUUAUAAUUUAUAAUCAUAGGAAUUUCAAAUUUUGACUAGGAGGGACUAUACACAUUUAAAUCAAAUAGGUUCCGCACGCCCCUUGUAAAUACAGAGGAUAAAACCAAAUACAUAAGUCAUUUAACCGUAGAUUUUUUAUUUACAACAAUAAAUUAUAAUAUUCUUAAUUAUUUCGAAAUUAAAUAUUUGAAUAUAAAACCACGGCUGUAGAGCGAUGCUGAGUCGCAAAACUUAUUUAUACGUUAUGUGUAUAUACUAUAGAAAUAAUUUAUGAUAACGGGAGAAAGGAGGAAGGGACAGUCGGCGAUAGUCGAAAACCAAAAUGUGAUGGAUUUGAACACAAAGGCUGUGCGUGCGGAUUUGUUUAAACGCUUAUCUGUGAAUUCCAGUUUUAAUUAGUUUUUUUGUGAAUCGUCUAUUAAUUAUUGUUAUUCGUCAGUUUGUAAAUUACAUUUGUUUUUCAGAUUCUACACGUGACGACGAAUUUAUUGGUUUUUUGAUUUGGUAUUUAAGUUUGUACCAUUACGUUGCGUUUGAAUAUUGUUCCAUUACAUUUCCCCUAUCUAAACUUAAAAGUGGAAUAUAUUAUCGUCAACACCAAAAAAUGUAUUCAAAUUAAAACUUCAUUUAUGUAUCUUUGAUACCUUAAAACCCAAAUUGGGUAGUGGUUUUGCUGCACCCCCCCCCCCAAAAAAAAAAAAAAAAAAUCAGAUUGACAAAAAUUAAUGAAAAUGAAACAUUUAAGAGUUAAUUAUUUAUGAGUUUUCCGAAAAAAGUUAAUAUUCUCUGAAGUUCGAGAUAUUAAUCUCGUAUACAUCAUUAUAAUUUAUUUCUUAUAUUUUCUCCGUUUUCAUUUUUUUUUAAACAUUUAAGACAUUUGCCAUUAAAUAUUUUUAUUAAAACAAAUUGAUAUAUCUGUUUGACUUUAAUAUUAAUAAUUUUGUAAUGGAUGAUUCGAAAUAAAUUUUAAUAAAUUCUUUUCGGAUCGAUAUAUUUUGUGAAUCUAUCCCGAGUUCGCGGAAGUUCCUCUUCAAUUCGAGUGAUUUUCCUCGAUGCUAUAAAUGACGUUUCGGCUAUCCUCUCCAAUUCCCCUCCUCGAAAUUAUAGAUUCUAUAACUUGGCUUAGUUUAGAUUAGGCAUUUGAUCACUGUUAAUUAUUAUGUUAUUAUAUCGACAGACCGCGUACGAUUUUAUAAUUUUCCUUCCAGUAACCGGCGGUAUUAUAACUAUAAUAUAUAAUAUAAUAUAAGUAUGUACAUACAUUAAAAAUUAUAAUAAUAUAUAGGACACACGCCUCCUCUCUCUCUCUCUCUCUCUCUCUCUCUCUCUCCCUCUCUCUCUCUGUCUCCGCGCGAUUAUUUAUAUUAUUUUAUGCGAUCAUUUCUCUUUCUGGAGCUCGAAAAAUACAAAGGGAACGACCGCGGCGGACGUAAUAUUUAUGCGCGUGACACGAACAAAACUGUCGACCGUUUUUUUUUCUUUCUAAAUAAUUGUCGUUAUUUAUUAGGUAGGUAUAUAUUAUAGUAUUUAUAAUAUAGGUACGAGGUACCUACUUUGAGCGCGAAUACAGUAUUUUAUUGUAUCGGAUAGUAAAAAUCACCGUUCGCCAACCGCGUAUUUAUAAUAUCUUGGGAACAUUAUUACGAAAAAAAAAAUAUACAUACAUAUAUAUUUAUAUAUCAGAUACAUAUCAGCUACACGUUUUAAAAUAAAUACGAAUUCAGCGCGAAAUUAUUAUAUGUAUAGAACUUGUUGCGUAAUAAUAAUAAUAAUACGAGAGUUACGCACCGAUUUAACAUAAUAAUAUUACCAGUAUUAUACCUGCAGAUAAUAAUAUUAUCUACUGCAUUUUAAACCGAUUUUGUGCGACCAUGUCGGUCGGCGUCGUCAUCGUCGUAUUCGGUAUAUAAUUAUUAUACAACUCCUCUCACCGUACUAUACGAUAUUUCGACGAUUAUACGAAUGUUUAACUUUUCUGAUUUUAUCGUGUUAAGGUCAUACAUAAUAACAUUAUUGUAUCGGUAUCGUGUACACGCCAAUUUAUAAUAUUGACGUAUAUUUAAGAGAUUGUUUCACCAAACAGGGAUAUUAUAUAGAAUUUUUUAAAUUGAAGGGUUCAGUGCAACAACAAGACAAAUCAUUCUUUCGAACUUUUUACGGGGAAAAAAAACCCAUCUAUUCCAUCGAGUCCCUAUCAUUAUUUUCUUCGUACCUAGUUGACGGACGCGCAUUAUGGUCACACCAAAUUAUGUAGCACUUAUUGUUUAACUUGAAACUAUUAAAAAGUAAUUUUGAACUUGCAUUGUUGUUCCACUGAGCUCUUCAAUUAUGUCGUAUUGUGUGACGUGUCAUAGGCUAAUUGGUUUCUUUACUAUGCAUUUGUCGAACAAUUAAUAAUAUUCAAAUUUCCACUAAAAUUAUCAUUCAAAUCAAACAACUAUUAAGUUAUUAGGUGUAUCUAUCUAGAUGAUUAGGUAUCCAUAAUUAGGUAUAAGUGGAUAAGUAAUUGUUACGUAUAACUAUUUAGGUACUAAUCAAACUUCCUUCAUAAUAUAAUAGUUUGAAUAUACGUUUCGUUAUAAAAAAAAUAAAUAUGUUCACAUAGGUUUUCUGAUUAACGCAAUAAAGAUAUUUAAGUAUAAAAUAAACCGCUGAUAUUGGGGAUGGAAUCGGCCUCUGUUGUAUGUGACAAAUUGAGAACGUAGGAUACAUAAGGUUAUUUCAUUUAUAUCUAUAACCAACGAUAAAUAAACCUGUAAAUUGACGAAAGACGAUUCCAAACGCAGUUCGGUAAUAUAUAAUUUAAAGUGCCAUAUUUUUUUUUACGAUUUUCGUUUAAAUUUGAUUUCAAAACGCUUAUUAAAAAAAAAAAAGUCGUCCGAUGAUUUUGAAAAUGUUACCGCGUCUAAGUAAGUCUAAUAUAAAUAUUAUUAUUUAUUACCAAGUUUCAAGUCUCUAUGUGUAUUUAUAACCGAAUUGCAGCAAAAAAACUCCCAAAAAUUAAAAUUCCUUAAAAUCUCAAAAGUUUUGACGAUGAUACCGUUAGAAAGUAAAUCAAAAAGGUAUCUUAUGGUUUUUCAAUUAAAUCUUUUUUUUUUGUUUUUAUAAAAUAAUGAAAUCAUAAAAUUGUACGUUUUUUUCCUACUUAAGUGCUUUUAUUUAAAAAAAUGGCGGCGAAAAUCAAAAACUUUUCUAAAGAACCAUCUAGACAGCUUGGGCUUUCAGAAAAGUUGCUACACGUAAAAAUCAGAGCAAGUUUACUAAGAUACAACUUGUCCACAGACUAGAACAAAAAAAAAGAAAUAAACAUCUUAGUAAAACCAAUAACUCCCUCGCUACGCUCGGAAUCUAAGAUUAAAAUGAAAAUUAAAUCGAAAAUAUUAUAAUACAAGAGUAAAAGAUUUAACAUAGUUAAAUUUAAAAGACAAUGCGGUUGUAUUAGGAAAUAAUAAAAGGAAAACGUUUUGGGGGUUUAACGUCCCCCCGAAAAUUAAUAUUUUUGUAAUUUAAUUAUAUCAAUUUAAUAUUUUUUUAUAAAUAUUGAUUGUUGUAAAUUUUUUUUAACACCCCCCCCCCUCAUUUUUUUUGUGUACGUGCCUGCAUGAUGCUAUGUAUUAAAAAAAAGAACUGAUACUGCGUUCAGGUGUGCCACUAUCUAAGGUAGGAAGUUGAGAAGAUAGGAAGGUAGAAUACAUGUUAUUUAAUUUAUAUUUGUAAGCAACGAUUAACUGUUGCUAACGAAAAACAAUUCGCAGUGAAGUUGCGGUUAUACAUAUUUUGAAAGGCAAUAUGUAAUAUUUACGAUUUUCGUCAAAAUUGUAUAGUCAUAUAAGAAAAAAAAAUGCAUUACAAACGACUUUUUUUUACCACUUUAACUUAUAAUGAACCUGUUAAAUUUUCAAUCAUUUUUGUUUGGUCAAACAAUUUUAUUUACAGAGUACCUAACAAAUAAAAAUGAAUUAAAAACUGGCAAAAUUAAAAUGCCUAUAAAUAGCUCAAAAAUUUCGUAUGUUUUUAAAAUUUUACCACUUCUAUAUAAAGCAAAUAUAAGAUAUCGAUCAAAAUGUCAAGUCUACGAAUAUUUUUAACUGAAUUAUAACUAAAAAAAACAAAAUAGAAAAUAAUAUAACCAUUAUUUCCUUAAACUUUCCCGUUCUUUCUAUAUUUUUAUUUGGCUUGUUAAAAAAACUACAAAGAAAAUCAAAAAACGACUUUCUCACUCAUCAACUAGAUCAAAAAUUUGAAAAAAAGAUCUAUCAUUUUUCGAUCGGAGUAACAUUUCUGUCAGAAUACAUAAAACGUAAAAAUAAUGAAAUCGGAACUCAGUAAAUUUAUCAGGUUUCAUUUUUCGUCUUUAAUACAUAAACUAUAGAUACAAUUUCCUUUCAAAAAAUAUACUACACUUGAUACACACAUCAAAAAAACACAUGGUAAAACCAAUAAAUCCCUCGCUACGCCCCGAGUCUUAAAUAGGUAUAGUCAAAAGAAUAAUAUAUACUUAAAACAACCAAGGGGAGUAGCUAUAUCUCCCUAUCCGUCCUAGUAAAUACGUCUCUUCUGUCCUAACAAAAUAUAAUAAAGUUUUUUCAUUACUUUUCAAAUUCCUAUAUUAUAUAGUGACAUACGAACCUACGAAAAAAAAAAAAAAUGGUUUAUAGCGGAGUUUGUCUCGUACAAAAUUUUGUAAUUUUAUGAUUUGUCAUUACUGCAGAUACUCGGGACGACGGACUGCCUUUUUUCUUUAAAUAACUCUAUCGCGAAAUAAAAUUUACGGCCAGCGUACAGACUAAGCAACAACUGUCGAAUGGGUGGGAAACGGAGGGGAGGGAAAUGAAAAAAAAAAAAAAAAUUAGUCUGCGUCCAAAUAAAACACAAUAAUAUUCUGCCACCGCCGCGCCGUUGUUACUACUGCCAAUUAUUAUAAACAAUGCGACCAAGACAUCAAUAACCCCUUCGCGCCGCCGCCGACCAAUCCGCUCGCUAGCGUACCGGCCAUUUCACUCGACCGUCAGGUCACACAACCGGUUUGCUUCGACGGUUGCUUCACCGUCGAAGCACCGGGACACGGCGACAGCCGGCGUGUACCAGUAUAAUAUUAUUAAUAUAGUAGCCCGCGAACACUGUUAUACGCGUAACAUUUUUUACCGAAGGCGCACGCAACGUGCGACACGACUACGACUACUGAUUGUUUAUUAUUAUAUUUCUUUUUUCUAGCGGACGACGUUUGUCGACGACGAAGAUGAUGAUGAUGGCGAACGCCGGGUACGACGUCUGCCGUUACUGUAG